Messenger RNA from Symbiodinium sp. CCMP2592, 1677 nucleotides. NCBI's taxonomy places the organism in Eukaryota, Dinophyceae, Suessiales, Symbiodiniaceae. The record is from the annotation of a GenBank genome assembly.
AUGUUCAACAAAUUCCUGAUCUCGCUGCACGUACGACUGACCGAGACCCACAAGAACGAAGCAUCCAUGGAGCGGGCCAAAGGCUCUCAAUUGGGUGGACGAGAACAAGCACUGGCGGCACCUGGUCUGGAGCCCGGGCACCCAGUACUGCAGCUGGAUGGCCCCAAGAAAUGCGCACAAAAGCAGGCUGCAGUGGAGCCCACCAAGCCCACGGUGAAGCCGAUGCAGGAUCUUAAGACGCUGCCCUGGACGCGCUACGUCGUCGGAGCACAGCUGCAGCAGGGAACCAUCUGGGACCAGGUGAACGUUGUCUAUGACGAAGACCACAUCAUGGAGUCUUUGCCCCUGGAGGAAAUCGAGAAGCGCUUUGGCAAAAGUGCCGGCCUUCAAAAGGUUGCGAAGGUCGAGGUCAAAGAGAGCAAGAAGCCUAAGACGGUGAAGAUUGACAGCAUCACGCAGCAGCAGCGCUUCCAAAUUGAGGUGAGCUUGCGCACCCUGCCGGUGAGCCUCAACAACGGCGCCAAGGCCGCGCAGGCUCUCAAGGAGCUGGACAGAUCUGCCAUCACCGCAGAGGCGCUUCAGACGCUUCGGCGCUUUCUUUGCCCGAGCCCGGAGCAGGAGAUGGAGCUCGCCAGCAAGAGGAAUGCCGUGGAGGCGGAGAAGUCGUCGGAGGAUCCCUUUGUGUGGGACCCUGUGGAGCAAUUCAUGGAGGACCUUGCGCAAGUCCGCGGCUGCUCUAUGCGGCUCAGUUGUUGGGGGUUCCUGUACAACCUUCCCGAUAGGCUCAGCCAGCUCCAGGACAACUUGCAGCGCUUCGAAAAAAUGGUUCGAUGUUUCCUCACAUCAGUGGAGAUUCCCUUCUUGCUGAGCUUGGUGCUGGCUUUCGGGAACUAUCUCAACGGUGGCAAGAACGAGAAACGCUUGGGUCAGGCGGAUGGCUUCCAUGUGGAGCUGCUCGGUCGGCCAGGUGGGCUGGACGUCGUGAACGACGUGCAGGGCUGCAACCUGCGACAGCUAAUCUUCACCGUCUACUGCGAGAAACACCAGGGUCGAGCAGAGCAGCUUCUCCGGGAACUGGCGCCAAUGUUCGGUCUGGUUCAGCGGCGCCUGGGCAAAGAUGCCCAGGGUGUUCCCCAAAUCAGGAAGAGCGUUCGCGUCCAGAUAGAGGAGCUCGAUAAGCAGCUAAUGCAGCUCAAGAGCGAGUUCUCGGCACGUCACCAGGAGCUCAAGGAUGGCUUGAAGCUCAUCUCCGAUCCAGCCGACAAGUUCGUCGUUGAGGUGCCGCCGGAGUUCGAGCGCGCCAGGCAGCAGGUGGAGGACCUCGUGCGACAGAAAGACACGGUGGUGCAGCAGUUUAAGUUGGUCCUGGCCAACUUCAAAGCGGAGACGUACCGUGGGGACUCUGUGAUCGUGGAUGGCCAAGUCAAGGAUGGCAAUCCCAAGGAGGAAAUGACGAGCGAAGUGUGGUGCAAGAUUUGGGACGACUUCUUUGUUCCCGGUGAGCGUGUCUUGACCUUCGACGAGAAGCGGCAGAAAGAGCUGAUCGAACCCCACUUUUGCAAGGAUUCUCCAGUGACCGUAGAAAGCCUGGCCAUUCUUUGGGGUCUUCCCAGCGCCACCCUGGGCCCCUCGCAGCGCCCCCGCGCGAAAGCGGCCCGCAGGAGGACGACGGCCUGA